CCGGGAGCAGCUUCUGCGGCUGGGAAUCAAGUGCACUGGUCGUUCUCAUCAGUUUUCUCGCCUCCUCCCGCAGAUAUGACCGAGAACAUCUGAAUAAAAUCGCAUUCCUAGAUGUCCCGUCCACUUUGGGUUAGUUUAUUUCACGCCUGAGGAUUAUAUUGUGGACUCUAAUGGCUUUUAAAGACUCCUGAGGGGGGAUUCCUAAAGCUCUUCCUGGACCUGGACAGAACUGUACCUACCUGUCAAUAUGUCCAGCUGGAGUGUGAUGGUCUGUACGCACAGGGCUUAUGGAAUAUAGCCUGUUCUGUCACCAUUUUUACGCACUCUCCGUCAGUCCCGUGAAGAAGAAACUCGGGCUCCUCUUCAUCAUGCUGCUCCUCUGGGUCUACAUGCUGUACUCCUGCGUGGGCUACUGUGCCACUAUGCCACCAAGUUUAGUUGUGAACAAUAAUAAUAACCGAGCGAAGGAGACGGAUUUCCUCGGGAAAUAUGCUGAGGCAGAAAGUGGCCGGCCGGACCUGAUGAUGUCCAAGCUCCUGUCCAGACCGCAGAGCUCGUGGACCGACGUAGAGUCAGAUUAUGAUGAGCCUACGGUCCGGAGAGCUCCCAGAGACUUCAAUAAAGAUGAAGUAGAUUUGGACCGAGAUGAGGAGUGGGACGACGGGCGGAGAGUUUACCCGCUGUCAAGUUUCUCCAACGGCUCGGGCAGUAAGAAGCUGCCUCAGGCGAUCAUUAUCGGCGUGAAAAAGGGCGGAACGCGCGCGCUGCUGGAGUUUCUGCGCGUGCAU
Molecule: messenger RNA, 788 nt
Organism: Sinocyclocheilus grahami
Lineage: Eukaryota; Metazoa; Chordata; Actinopteri; Cypriniformes; Cyprinidae
Product: heparan sulfate glucosamine 3-O-sulfotransferase 3B1-like
Exons: 1
Molecular function (GO): [heparan sulfate]-glucosamine 3-sulfotransferase activity
Source: RefSeq, a predicted model, not a curated record